Molecule: messenger RNA, 718 nt
Organism: Rhagoletis pomonella (apple maggot)
Lineage: Eukaryota; Metazoa; Arthropoda; Insecta; Diptera; Tephritidae
Gene: Orco
Product: odorant receptor coreceptor
Biological process (GO): sensory perception of smell; detection of chemical stimulus involved in sensory perception of smell
Cellular component (GO): plasma membrane
Molecular function (GO): olfactory receptor activity; odorant binding
Source: RefSeq, a predicted model, not a curated record
AACAUUGAAUAUCUGGAAUCAAGUAAAUUCGCAUCCAUUGUUUGCCGAGUCGGAUGCUCGCUACCAUGCAAUCGCCCUCGCCAAGAUGCGAAAACUAUUCACGUUGGUUAUGCUAACCACCGUCGCCUCGGCUGUGGCUUGGACCACCAUUACAUUCUUCGGCGAGAGCGUUAAAUUCGCCUUCGACAAGGAGACAAAUUCGACCAUCACCGUUGAAAUUCCACGCUUGCCGAUUAAAUCUUUUUACCCUUGGAAUGCGAUGUCGGGCAUGUUUUACAUAAUCAGUUUCGCUUAUCAAUUCUACUAUCUGCUCUUCUCCAUGGUGCACUCGAACUUGUGUGAUGUGCUCUUCUGUUCGUGGUUGAUUUUCGCAUGCGAGCAACUGCAACAUUUAAAAGGGAUCAUGAAGCCCUUGAUGGAGUUGUCAGCUUCCUUGGACACGUAUCGACCCAAUUCAGCCGCACUUUUUCGUUCUUUAUCGGCCAACUCUAAGUCGGAGCUAAUCAACAAUGAAGAGAAAGAACCCACUGAUCUGGAUAUCAGCGGCGUUUAUAGCUCCAAAGCUGAUUGGGGUGCACAAUUUCGUGCGCCAUCGACAUUACAAACUUUUAAUGGCGUGAAUGGCACAAAUCCGAAUGGUUUAACCAGGAAACAGGAAAUGAUGGUGCGCAGUGCCAUUAAGUAUUGGGUCGAGCGGCAUAAGCACGUUGUACGGUAA